AUGAAUCACUUGCAGAGACUCCGUCUCUCCCACGCCCACGUGUCUGCCUUCAAGAAGCAGGAGCAUGAUCACUUGGUGCACGUUACCUCCCAGUUCCGCAGGCUGGGCCACCUCCGGGAUCUCCAUCUGGAGUCUCCUUCCUUCCUUGAAUGCUGCCUGGACCAGAUGCUCAGGUGCCUGAAGUCCCCCUUGGACAGCCUGUCAAUAAGCAAGUGCGGGCUUACAGAAUCAGACUUGACCCACCUGUGCCAGAGCCCAGACAUCAGUCAGCCAAAGAGCCUGGACCUGAGCGGUGUCACCAUGACUGACUUUCGGCCUGAGCUCCUCCAAGUUCUGCUGGAGAAAGUCGCAGCCACCAUGCAGGAACUGGACUUCGAUGUGUGUGGGAUCACGGACUCCCAGCUGGAGGCCUUCCUGCCUGCCCUGAGCCGCUGCUCCCAGCUCAGGUCCUUCAGCCUGUGUGGGAACGUCCUGUCCACGGCCGGCGUGGAGAAGCUGCUGCGACACACCACUGUGCUGCCCUGCUUAAGGCAAGAGCGUUAUCCUGCCCCUCAGGAGACUUACAGACCUCGGGGUGUUCUCCUGGAAGCGAGACUUGCCCAGCUUCGGGCUCAGCUGUUGGAGAUUCUGAGGGACUUGGGACGUCCCAGGAUCAUCUGGAUUAGCCUCAGCCCCUGUCCUCGCUGUGGGGAGGCUGGAUGCCAUCACAAGGAGCCCGUUAUAUACAGCUGUCCUGCCCCCGCCUAG
Molecule: messenger RNA, 747 nt
Organism: Odocoileus virginianus texanus
Lineage: Eukaryota; Metazoa; Chordata; Mammalia; Artiodactyla; Cervidae
Source: RefSeq, a predicted model, not a curated record